Molecule: messenger RNA, 528 nt
Organism: Mucor mucedo
Lineage: Eukaryota; Fungi; Mucoromycota; Mucoromycetes; Mucorales; Mucoraceae
Exons: 1
Coding region: 1-528 (175 amino acids)
Biological process (GO): regulation of transcription by RNA polymerase II
Cellular component (GO): nucleus
Molecular function (GO): DNA-binding transcription activator activity, RNA polymerase II-specific; RNA polymerase II cis-regulatory region sequence-specific DNA binding
Source: RefSeq, a predicted model, not a curated record
AUGUACAAUAACGGUGAAAUCUUGUUUUCUGAAAAUCAAUGCGACAUCAGUAAGGAGUUGAUCUGUAGCGGCGAGUAUGGACAUGGCUUGGAUCAGUCAACUGUUCAUGAGUUGCAACUAUUGGAUAUUUCAAUAGUGAAGACUCUUGAGCAGUUGGCUGGAACAGCCAUGCCUGCUCUACCCGCUGCAGACAACUCCUGUACGCCAAUAUUGCCUACAGCUACAGCAUCAUCCUCUGUAACAUCAACAGAUACAACAACAGCCACGGUAGCAGUAAUUACCACCAAAACCAACAAAAGGAAAGCAUCUUCUUCUGUUUCCUUGGAAACCGAACAAAAGAAAAAACAAAAAAAAGAAUUUGCUUGUCCGUUUUGCAACUUUUUGAGUAAUCGCAAAUACAAUUUGCAAACUCACAUUGUAUUACAUGAUCCCAAUCGUGUAAAAAAAUAUCCUUGUGCCGAAUGUGAUCGCGGUUUCGACCGCAAAUCAGAUCUCAAGCGACAUAACACAAAUGUCCACAAAAAAUAA